Alternaria hordeiaustralica is the source of this 1584-nucleotide messenger RNA. RefSeq lists its product as uncharacterized. Gene Ontology annotation, cellular component: nucleolus; monopolin complex; chromosome, centromeric core domain. Bases 1 to 1584 code for a protein of 527 amino acids. Lineage: Eukaryota; Fungi; Ascomycota; Dothideomycetes; Pleosporales; Pleosporaceae. Gene Ontology annotation, molecular function: protein binding; microtubule site clamp. Gene Ontology annotation, biological process: attachment of mitotic spindle microtubules to kinetochore; meiotic sister chromatid segregation; homologous chromosome segregation. The transcript is spliced from 3 exons. The record is from RefSeq and is a predicted model, not a curated record.
AUGGCGCCCAGAAGUAAAACCGCGAACAUUUCCUUUACAGUCGACUCAGCUUCGGAAGACGAAAUGACGGUCGACGAGCUCAAUGCGCUUCCCACGCCCGAAUCCACCAGCGACAAACCGGCGCGAAAAACGCGUGGAACUGCUGCGCAAACGAAGAAGACGGCUGCUGCGACCAAGGCGACUGCUAAGGGCAAGCCGGCGACGCGUCGGACAAGCGGUACGACUGCGGUAGCCAUGAAGAAGAGCGCGGUGGCAGGCGCAAAGAAGGUAGCCGCAAAGGGCGGUCGCAAAGCACAUGCAGAAGUUGAGGAGGCCAACGCGAGCGAUACGGAGGAGGUAGAAGACUUUGAAGACCCGGAGCCGGUUGCGCAGGCCAAACCAGCUAAGAGAGGCAGGCCAGCGAAGAAGGCGCAAGAAGAUGAGGUCGAAGAGCCAGCACCAGCGCCAGCAAAGAGAGGGCGCAAGGCAGCUGCGAAAGAACCCGCUGAGAAGAAGGAGACGAAAGCGAAGCCUGCGACAAAGUCAAGAGGAACGAAACGCGCGACCGAGCCAGAAACCGAGCCUGAGCCGGUGACAAUCCCCGAGACACAACAAGAGCCAGACGCAGACACAAUGGACAUUGAAGACUCGAUUGAAAUGGGCGAAGAGAUACCUGAAAGCAUGCCUCCACCACAAUCACAGCCCUCCGCCCGACGAGCGCAAGCCCAACCGAACAGUAGAGCGCGCCGAACAUCAGCCUCACGGAAAAGAACAGGAAGCGUGUCAGACUCCGAACGCGACCCAGUGAUGCGACGGAAAGUCGGCGACCUUACCAGGAAGCUAGAUGCUAUGACUGCCAAGUACGAAGCGCUCAAGGAGUCUGCGUCAACAGGCAAGGAAUCGAACUUUGAGCAGCUUAAGAAGCGGACAGAGCAGAUUGCCAAAGACCAAGACGCCGUAAUCAAAUCCCUAAAAACGCAACUCACCGACCUCCAAUCCCGCACCUCGACCCUCACCACCCUGAAGAAAGACCUCGCAGCCUCCACAAAAGAAACCACGCGUCUCACCGUCGAAAACAAGAAACUCGCCGAUGCCCUCGCGACCGCGCAGAAUGAGAGCAAGACUUUGUCGAGCAAACUCGCCGCUGCCCGUUCCUCCUCACAACAGCCCGAGACAAAGAACGUGCCUGGUAGCGCGGUGAAGGCUAGGACAACAGGUGUGGUGUUGCCGGGUACAGCGGAAGCAGCCAAAGAAGCGACGCUCGCGAAGCAAAAGGUGGAUCUGUAUAGCGAUCUGACGAAUUUGGUUGUCCUGGGCGUGAAGAGGAGUGAGGAUGAAGAGGAUGUGUUUGAUUGUUUGCAGACGGGGAGGAAUGGGACUCUCCACUUCCACCUCACAGUCGCCACCUCGGGCUCCUCCUACGAAGAAACAGAGUUCAUCUACCAGCCGCUGCUUAAUGAGCAAAGAGACAGGGAACUAUUGGACUUGCUGCCGGAUUAUCUGACUGAGGAGAUUUGUUUCCCCAGGGCGCAGGCGGCGAAGUUUUAUUGCAAGGUUGUGGAUAGUAUGAGUAAGAAGAUUGUGCUUGAGGAGGAUGGGGAGUAA